Caretta caretta (loggerhead turtle) is the source of this 1544-nucleotide messenger RNA. It is a transcript of the gene ANKRD49, whose product is annotated as ankyrin repeat domain 49. Gene Ontology annotation, biological process: protein K6-linked ubiquitination. The record is from RefSeq and is a predicted model, not a curated record. Gene Ontology annotation, cellular component: BRCA1-A complex; BRCA1-BARD1 complex. Lineage: Eukaryota; Metazoa; Chordata; Testudines; Cheloniidae. Gene Ontology annotation, molecular function: ubiquitin-protein transferase activity; protein binding.
CGUUCCCUGGCAUCAGUAUUGCACCUGCUGCCGCGGGAGACUGCUAGGGGGAGUCUGGAGGUCUUGGCUGUGGGGUGGCACGUGAACCUGAGCUCUUGGCUACUCUAGGUCACUACAGAUCUCAUGGCAAUGUGAAUGCCACGAGAAGUAUUGUGAAUCUCAGACCUGGCUAGAGUCCAGCUCAGGUUGCCAGUCACCUGAGACGUGUUUUGCAUCCUCAGAACAAGCUGGGAUGAGGAACAAGAAUGCUAACUAAAAAUGAAUGAAAGCAGAAAAUCAAAUGAGAAAAGUGCUGACAAUAGAGAAGAUGACAGAGAGGAGUUACUGGAAUUUACUGAGAACUUUAACCAACUUGAAUUGUUGGAAACACACAGACAUCUAAUUCCUAUAGGAACUCAGAGUCUUUGGUCAGGAGAGUCUGAUGAGGAAGAUGAAGAGGAGGAAAAAAGUGAGGAGUGGUACCAAAUGCAAGAAAAAAAAAUGGAGAACAAUCCAGAAAAACUGCUGCUUUGGGCAGCUGAAAAAAAUCGGCUUAGUACAGUGCACAAGCUCCUUUCUCAAAAGCUAGCUCCCGUUAAUGUCCAAGACGAAGAUCAGUACACUCCCCUCCAUCGAGCUGCCUACAGUGGACAUUUAGAUGUUGUGCGUGAAUUGAUUGACCAAGGUGCAGAUGUCCAUGCAGUGACAGUGGAUGGCUGGACGCCUCUACAUAGUGCAUGUAAGUGGAACAAUACAAAGGUGGCUUCGUUUUUACUUCAGCAUGGUGCAGAUAUCAACGCUCAGACAAAUGGAUUGCUGACACCAUUGCAUCUUGCUGCAGGAAACAGAGGAAGUAAAGAAACACUUGAAUUGCUGCUGAUGAAUCGUUACCUGAAACCAAACCUAAAAAAUAACUUGGAUGAAACUGCAUUUGAUAUUGCUAGAAGAACUGACAUAUAUCACUACCUGUUUGAAAUUGUAGAAAAUUGCACAAAUUCUGUGCCAGAUUCUUAAAAAUUCUCAUUAUUUAAACUUUUGAAUGUGAAUUUCACUUACUUACUCUUUGUAACACGGCAUUCUUUAGACUUGCACCUAAAACUAAUGGUUUCUCCCCACUUCUCAGAAAAGAUUUAAUGGGCGAUGUUGUAGAAGGGGAGGUCUCAUGAUUAAGAUUUCAUUAUUUUUGCAAAAUAAAUGACCAUAUACUUACUCAGACAUAUUAUCACUUAUAUACAAUGGGACUUGAGGUGUUUGCAGAAUAAAGCUUUGGUAAAUUUAGUAAUUUGCAGUGGGUCUCUGCUUAAUCAGCGCAAAUUAGCGAGGAUCUACUGUAAUUAAAGUCCAAAACACUAAUCCCAAGUCAAGGAGAGAACUGGAACAUUAACCGUUAAGUAAGCUAGCAGGUUAUGCACAAAUUGGUAGUUACUGUUUGUUUUAAACUUUGAAACACUUGUUUUAACGUCUUAAAAACUGCAUGAAAAUGCCGACUGAAUGUAACUAACUUAUACAGGGGACACUCAAAAUAUAAAGUUACCUUAUUUUAAAAUAAAAUACUUAACACUAAA